Messenger RNA from Meriones unguiculatus (Mongolian gerbil), 2437 nucleotides. RefSeq names its product DEAD-box helicase 5 (gene Ddx5). The coding region runs from base 283 to 2130 and encodes 615 amino acids. The transcript has 14 exons. Lineage: Eukaryota; Metazoa; Chordata; Mammalia; Rodentia; Muridae. The record is from RefSeq and is a predicted model, not a curated record. Gene Ontology annotation, biological process: alternative mRNA splicing, via spliceosome. Gene Ontology annotation, molecular function: RNA helicase activity; ATP binding; RNA binding. Gene Ontology annotation, cellular component: ribonucleoprotein complex; nucleus; cytoplasm.
GCUUCGACGGCAGUUUGCGGGCUCCGGAGACCAUUCCCCGCGGGCAAGAUCCCGCCUAAGGGUUCUCAGAUCGGCGGGCCAGGCAGCCAGGUCACCCAGCAGCCCUGCCGGUCUCCCUGGGGCAUCGGGCCCGCGCUUCCGCUCCGGGCCUCGUCACCGCCGUCCCUCCGCCGGUGACGCCCCCGCAGAGGCUUCGCCGUCGCCGAGGCCUCCUCUCCGCGACUCGUCGCAACCGGCUCCCCCUUCACUGGGUUCCUCCCGCCCACCGCAACCAUUGACGCCAUGUCGAGUUAUUCUAGUGACCGGGACCGCGGCCGGGAUCGAGGAUUUGGUGCACCUCGAUUUGGAGGGAGUAGAACAGGACCCCUCUCUGGAAAGAAGUUUGGAAAUCCUGGGGAGAAGCUAGUUAAAAAGAAGUGGAAUCUUGAUGAGCUGCCCAAAUUUGAGAAGAAUUUUUAUCAGGAACACCCUGAUUUGGCAAGGCGCACCGCACAAGAGGUAGAUACAUACAGAAGAAGCAAGGAAAUUACAGUUAGAGGUCACAACUGUCCAAAACCAGUUCUGAAUUUUUAUGAAGCAAACUUUCCUGCAAAUGUCAUGGAUGUGAUUGCAAGGCAGAACUUCACUGAACCCACUGCUAUUCAAGCUCAGGGCUGGCCAGUUGCUCUAAGUGGAUUGGAUAUGGUUGGAGUAGCUCAGACUGGAUCUGGGAAAACAUUAUCUUAUUUGCUGCCUGCCAUUGUCCACAUAAACCAUCAACCAUUCCUAGAGAGAGGUGAUGGACCUAUCUGCUUGGUGCUGGCACCAACUCGAGAACUGGCGCAGCAGGUGCAGCAAGUCGCUGCUGAAUACUGUAGAGCUUGUCGCUUGAAGUCUACUUGCAUCUAUGGUGGUGCUCCAAAGGGACCACAGAUUCGUGAUUUGGAAAGAGGUGUGGAAAUCUGUAUUGCAACACCUGGAAGGCUGAUUGACUUUUUAGAGUGUGGGAAAACCAAUCUGAGAAGAACAACUUACCUUGUCCUUGAUGAGGCUGACAGGAUGCUUGAUAUGGGGUUUGAACCCCAAAUAAGGAAAAUUGUGGAUCAGAUAAGACCUGAUAGGCAAACCCUAAUGUGGAGUGCAACUUGGCCAAAAGAAGUAAGACAGCUUGCUGAAGAUUUCCUGAAAGACUAUAUUCAUAUCAAUAUUGGUGCCCUGGAACUGAGUGCAAACCAUAACAUUCUUCAGAUUGUGGAUGUGUGUCAUGACGUAGAAAAGGAUGAAAAACUUAUUCGUCUAAUGGAAGAGAUCAUGAGUGAGAAGGAGAAUAAAACCAUUGUUUUUGUUGAAACCAAAAGAAGAUGUGAUGAACUUACCAGAAAAAUGAGGAGAGAUGGGUGGCCUGCCAUGGGCAUCCAUGGUGACAAGAGUCAGCAGGAACGUGACUGGGUUCUAAAUGAAUUCAAACACGGAAAAGCUCCUAUUCUGAUUGCUACCGAUGUGGCCUCCAGAGGGCUAGAUGUGGAAGAUGUGAAAUUUGUCAUCAAUUAUGACUACCCUAACUCCUCAGAGGAUUAUAUUCAUCGAAUUGGAAGAACUGCUCGCAGUACCAAAACAGGCACAGCAUACACUUUCUUUACACCUAAUAACAUAAAGCAAGUGAGCGACCUUAUCUCUGUGCUUCGGGAAGCUAAUCAAGCAAUUAAUCCCAAGCUGCUUCAGUUGGUCGAAGACAGAGGUUCAGGUCGUUCCAGGGGUAGAGGAGGCAUGAAGGAUGAUCGUCGUGACAGAUACUCUGCGGGCAAAAGGGGUGGAUUUAAUACGUUUAGAGACAGGGAAAACUAUGACAGAGGCUACUCUAGUCUGCUUAAGAGAGAUUUUGGGGCUAAAACUCAGAAUGGUGUUUACAGUGCCGCAAAUUACACCAAUGGGAGCUUUGGAAGUAAUUUUGUAUCUGCUGGUAUACAGACCAGUUUUAGGACUGGUAAUCCAACAGGGACUUACCAGAACGGUUAUGAUAGCACUCAGCAAUAUGGAAGUAAUGUUGCAAAUAUGCACAAUGGUAUGAACCAACAGGCAUAUGCAUAUCCUGCUACUGCAGCUGCUGCGCCUAUGAUUGGCUAUCCAAUGCCAACAGGGUAUUCUCAAUAAGACUUUAGAAGUAUAUGUAAAUGUCUGUUUUUCAUAAUUGCUCUUUAUAUUGUGUGUUAUCAGACAAGAUAGUUAUUUAAGAAACAUGGGAAAUGCAGAAAUGACUGCAGUGCAGCAGUAAUUAUGGUGCACUUUUUUCGCUAUUUAAGUUGGAUAUUUCUCUACAUUCCUGAAACAAUUUUUAGGUUUUUUUUGUACUAGAAAAUGCAGGCAGUGUUUUCACAAAAGUAACUGUACAGUGAUUUCAAAUACAAUAAAUGAAGGCAAUGCAUGGCCUUCCAAUAAAAGAUAUUUGAAGACUGAAUAA